Messenger RNA from Cydia fagiglandana, 3777 nucleotides. Its product is annotated as protein MIS12 homolog. The record is from RefSeq and is a predicted model, not a curated record. Gene Ontology annotation, cellular component: nucleus; chromosome, centromeric region. Gene Ontology annotation, biological process: mitotic cell cycle. The transcript has a single exon. The coding region runs from base 115 to 726 and encodes 203 amino acids. NCBI's taxonomy places the organism in Eukaryota, Metazoa, Arthropoda, Insecta, Lepidoptera, Tortricidae.
ACGUCAAUUUGUGUUUGAAAGUUUACCGUUUGGGCUUGGCUAGUUGUUUGUGGUGUUAUUUAUUCCGAUUCCUACGCUUUCUUUACAACGUUGAAAUAAAUAUACACAUUAAAAAUGAUUCGAACGAAUCGGUGGAAAGGUGGAACUGACGAAGAAUACGCAACCCAGCACUUUGGCUUCGGAGCGCAGCGCGUCAAAAUAGCUCUCCGGCAAAUGGUUGAGGAAAAAAUUAGGACUGGUGUGUGUGAUAUGGAAACGUAUCUUCUAAAUUCCCUUGACCUCAAUGAAAGUGACAAAGAAGCAAUCCGUAUCUUGUGUAAAAAAUUGUUACGGCUAUACUGUGAAAGAGCAGAGCCUUCCUUAGAAGUUGUGGACAGUGAAAUCGAGAGAAUAUUGACCGUGCCUUCAAAUGUGUUGUUACCUGCUGAUGAGGUACAUGAAGAAGAAAUUACAGAUACAGAAUACGAUAAAUUAAAACAAGAAGUUACAGCUUUGAGAAACAGAGUAGAGCGAGCAGCUUUGAUGGAAGCUUUACUCACAGCGGAGGAGAAUGACAUAUCUGCUUUGGAAAAGGUGUAUGAAACUGCUAAACAGAACAUGGAAAUCCAGGACAUGAUAAAUAAGAACUUGGACAAAAAUGACUUAAAAACAAUUCAAAGUAGUGCACAGUUAUUGUGUGCGCAGAGUGCAUUGAAAGAUGAUGGGUUUUUGGAUGAAUCAUCUUGAAAGUAAUAAUUUAUUGUACAUAUAAUUGUAUUAUAUUUAGUAGUUCUAUUCCUAGGUAAUUUUUGUACAAUAUUAUUGAUAUUCUUUUGAUGGUUAUUUGGGUGAAUUUGUAAAUAGUAUUUUUAUGAAAUGAUAAUGAUCAAGGUACUCAUACCUUACAAAAAACUAAUUACAAAUAGUGUUUGUUUAGUUUCAUGCUUAACACUUUUGUAUAAGUAUGUGUAUUUUUGGAAUGUAAUCAUGAUUUGCCAUAUUUAAUCAUAAUAUAGUUUUACUAUCAAUAUUUGAAUGGGCUUAUACAUAUGGAAUUGCUGGCUUUAGGGUGGUAUUCCACCAGUCCAAUGUCAGUGCAGUUACCGGGAGUGUCGACAGAUGAAGGAGUAGAGAGCGUGCACCCAGUAGAUAGUUAGGUGUGGUCCAAAAUAUAACCCAGAUUUCGCUCCAGGCAACGAAGUAGAUGGCCGAAGAUUGUGAGGCCUGGAGAGCAGUGGUAGGAAGAAUAACCCAUAGGAGUCACGUCCCUCAGACAUGAGGUCACAACCACGAAGAAGAAGAAAGAAGAAGAAUGUCAGUGCACGCAAUACACAUUGGAGAAAGAAAUUGGAUAGGUGAAAUACCACCCUAUAGUAACAAGGGGAGAGGGCUCUAGACUUACCACAAAGUUCAAUAUUUUCAGAGCCACAUUUCUCAAGCAAGUAAUGAUAACAGGAUAUAUAGUAGUGUACCCUAUGAUGGGCGUGGAACCAGUAAUGGGACAAAAAAACACAAAUCCUGUAAAAUAAGUGUCUAAAAGUAGUUUAUAAACACUGCCUGUAUAUUAUCAUAAAUAAGAGUCCUAGAGCUGUUUCAGUUUGAAUUUUUAUUAAAUUUGGUUGUUUUUUAAGAAAUUGGCGACAACCCAAAAGUUGUCGUGUCACUGAAAAAAAGUACCACUACGAAUUCUUAACAACUUCGCUAAGAGAGGUGACUUAAUUUAUUAAAUUUUAAUUAAUUAAUACUUGAUGAAAACUAAAAUGUGUUUUGUUAAUUGCAUUUACCAUGAGAUAAGGUAUACAACAUACUAUGUUGUGAGUCCACAGAUGUAAAAAAAUAGUGGUAUUUCGCCCAAUCCCAUUAUAGGAGCUGUAAAACUGCAUACCUCCUAUAAUGGGAAAUUUACAUAAUGAUGCUUGCCAUGCCAUCAUUUCAUGUUUAAACAAUACAGAAGUAAAAUGUAGUUACGAAAUAUGUCAACCAGGAGGUAUGCUCGGACUUCGGAUAAAUUAAUAUCGUUUUUUAGUGUGGGUCAAAUCUUGGUAGCCGAGUUUGAGCCACUUUCCCGUUUUCCGAUUGAGUUGAAAUUUUGUAUUCGUAAUUAAAUAUGCAAAUCGGAUGAUAAUGCAAUAUUAUGAUAACAUGGACCAGAUCUGAUGACCUAUUUCAAUAUUUUAUACUGAUAGAGCAGUGUCCAUUACUGGGGGGCCCAUUACUGGAGCUUUGGUGUCCAUGACUGGAGAAAAAUAGCAUAGUUUUAAUUUGUUAAGUAUGUGGAAACUCAUUGCAGUAUCUUUGAUACAACACGCCUGAAACAUGAAAGACGGGUAGGACUUUCAUCUUUCAAUACGCUAAGCGGUAGACCAUUCACAUGUAUUAGGGAAAUAUCACAAAUACUCCAAAUUCCCUCUUAAAUGUCCCAUGACUGGUGCUGUUACUAUACUAAGAUUGCAUCUUUUGGAUAUGAACAUGAACUUACCAGUUAUCUAUUUUUAAACACUGGAGUACAAAAGUAUUUGGUAUACUACUAGGGAGUUGCCAGCUGAUUUAGAAGCAGUUGAAAUGGCCUAUGGCCAAGGGGAGGGUCAUAAAUUUAGUUACUAAUUCUGUUCUUUAGAGGUACAGCUACCUCCCUCCCUCACAGUUUGGUAAUUUUAACAUAAUACAAAACAGCUUCAUGCAUUAAAGCCUUCAACCAGUGUAUUGCUGACCAUAAUAACUGCUUAUCAACUACCUUAUCUACCUAUAAUGUAGACUUAUCUUCUUAUUCUUCUUCGGUGUUCCUUCAUGACUGAGGAUUAUGUCCCUCCAUUUAACGAGAUCAAGGGCUAUGUGGGCUGCCCUCUGCAUGGAACCACAAUCGAAUGGAAUCUGACAUCUCUGAUCUUGCAGGGGAUUAGCCCCUGCAAGAUGAUAGACCUAUAGUACCUACCCAAUAGCUCUUAUAUUCAAUCUUUGAUGAGAUUUGGAAGAGGAUGCUAUGAACUUGUAUUUAAGCCCAUUUGAAUUAUUUUUUGUAUAUAAAAUUAAUAUUAAUCACUGUCAUCACAAGAUGCCUUACUGCAUGUUUGGAUUAUGAAUUAAUUGUUAACCCUUUGACUAACAAGCCCUGUAAAAUAAUGGUGUCCUAGACACCAUGCACUCACCAAUAAAAUACAUAAAAUGUUCUUUAAGCAGUUUCUCACUUUCGGUGCCGGGCACCCGUUUCCAGUACAAAAUGAACACACUGUAUGUGUUCUUGGCAAUGAAUAUGUCAAUCAAAAGUCAUGCUAGAGGAAUAAAUAUAACAGAAACAUAUUUGCAGAGUAUGUUAGUUCUUGAUGUCUAUCUAUACACACAUCAUAGUACCCUUUUUUGUACUGUAUUGGCAAACUACAUGAUCAACAGGUUAAAAUAGUUAUUAGUUAACUCAUUCAUUGCCAAGGGGCGUGGCCUAGGAACAAACAUGUAUGACGGUGAACGCACAUGUGCGUCGGGGGCAGUGAACGUGUUAAAAGGGGUACCUUAUUGCUAUGACAUAAGGCCUACCGAUGGUCAGACAAGCAUUGAUUUUGUUACUAAUGUAGUGUGUAAAAAAUUAAUCUAUUGCUUUGAGGUCUAACUGUAAAUGAGAGAUUGAUUGUAAGCUGUAAAGCACCUUGAUGGUGCAUGACCUAUGCAAGAAAAUAAUUUAGUAAAAAUUAAGACAGUGAAUGUUUUGUCCAUAGACUUCAACUAUAAAGUGAUGUUGUAACUGGUAUUACAUUGUGUACUGAAUAUAUUGUAGGUGAUAAAUAGACGAAUCAUUGCAAACAGUUA